This is a messenger RNA of Clonostachys byssicola, 1062 nucleotides long. NCBI's taxonomy places the organism in Eukaryota, Fungi, Ascomycota, Sordariomycetes, Hypocreales, Bionectriaceae. The record is from the annotation of a GenBank genome assembly.
AUGUCUGCUCAGAAUGACCCCUUGAAUAUGAGCCUCGGCUAUCAUGCUGAGCUUGCGCUGCAUGGGGGAAUCGCUCCUCCGGGCACCCCGAAUCUCCCGUGGAACAGUCGCAGAGCCACCGACCCGCCUCUGGUCCGGCCGAAUCUCGUUACCAAAAUCCUUGUUUUCCCGGCAAGGUUCAAUCCGAUACAUGACGCGCACUUGACAUUUUUGGACCAUGUUUUUACACGCAGCGGUUUUGAUAAGGACGCCGAUUUUCAAGCAGCUAUCAUCUAUUGUAUGGAUGACGAACAUGUUGAAAGGGAUUUGGAGGGCCGGCCGCUCCCACAACCUGGCCGUUUUCUGCUUGAACUGAACCGUCGCCAGGCUGUUUCGUAUAAGCUUGUAGAGCACAAUGACAGAUACUGGGUCUGGGACUACGGAGACUCGAAUAGGUUCGGUCAUUUCAUCUUGGACUUGCGCCAGAGGUUGCACGAUAGGGUCGGUCAAGGAACCAGGAUUGAGCUAUAUGCCCUCGUGGGCCCGGAUGAGCUUUUGCCCCAUCGACCCGACCCCAGAACGUGGCACUGUGACCAUCUAAUUACCAGCAAUAUAGCGCCCGGACCUAAUCUUCUGAACGAGUACAUACUACCGAAACGGCUGCCAGGUUGUGCUGGUUGGACAUAUUAUAGAGACAAUUUUGAACCCACCGUUCGAGAGACAAUGGGACAAAGGAUGGCGGGUCGGGCUGCUGCCGAAGUCGCCAGGAUAGUCAUGGACACUCAACACUCCACAUAUUGCCUCUUGGAAGGUGUGCCAGGUGGACAGGCCAAGCUUGUUUACAUUCCGCACUUUCCAGGAAAAGACGGACACGCCGAAGCGCGCUGGGAUAUGAGCAGCACUAAAAUUCGCGUGCUCAUUGCUGAAAUGAGAACAUCGAACCAGAACCACCUUUCAAGAAAUGUGGCUGUUUUGAGGGCCGCUCGUGUUUCGAGUCUUCUAGCCACAGAGCUAGCCCGGCUUUUCAAUGAAGGGCAUCUUAAAUGGAUCGUCACGUUCAGGGGACCAGGACACGGCCAUUAG